GGAUCCUAUAUGGUGUCUUGUUGACUUCAAAUUUUUUGAUUACUGGUGAGCAAAUGACAACUGCUAAGAGACAUGGGAUUGUAAGAGGGACUGCCAAAUGAAACCAGCCUAGAUACUUUAGAAAUUCUUUAACUUUAAAAAGGAAGUCAGAAAAUGUAUUGCUUUGGGGAAGAGGUUAUGCUUUUGUUUCUAUAGAAAAUGAAAGACUGUGGAUUCCUUCAAGGUUGAUAGAUAUCAGGUUUGAUCAGGGAAGACCCCCUGAAAAUCCUGGCUACCGACAUAAAGAAAUAAACCUAUAAAAACUACAAGACAGAUGACAUACAUUUUACCUGCUCAAACAAAAAACAAAAAAAAAAAAUCAUCUUUGGCUGGCUUGUGUACAAUGCGCAGUCCAUACUUAUGUUAAUGCAGAUAGGUAUGAAAGUUUCUAUGUUUUCAGAGCAAAGGGACCAGAUACCAGUGAAAAUGGGUGGCCCAGGUGAUCUAACCUCUCAGAGUGCCGCUGUUGCAGUUUCCUGAGAGUUCUACAUUCAAUACAGCUUCAAAGCUGCUGGCUGAGAUGGUCUAGCCUCACAGACUAUUCUAGCCAGGACUGAAGAUAAGCCUUGUGCUUUCCCAUUGCACAGACACUGGGCAACAAAUGUUACAGCUAGCUUUCCCAGGACUUGACCAUUAUCCUGAUUUUCUCAGGGUCCCCAAAGAUGCCAUCACCACCAGACAACAUGAAACAGUAUAGAGAACAUGAUACUUACAUUCCCAAGAGGUGGGGUGGGUGAUUUUUGGUUGUUCAAUGGGUUAUGGAUGUAUGUCAUUAUUUGGAGGUUGGUCACAAGUUGUUACUAGUCAUGGUCAGGGGAAAAGCUAAACAAGGAAAUUAGAUUUAGGAAUAUCUUUCUGAAGGAAAAAGGGGGAUGUAGUAUAUAAAUGAUGGAAUAAAAGGGUAGAUUGUUGAGUCUACUUUUGAAUAACCACUAGUCUCAAAUAUUUUACAUUGGUAUGGAAUUUUGUGUAUUGAUACAAAUGUAAGGUUAUUUUUGUUAGAACAUACUGUACAUGUUUUUACUCUUGUUUAAGAUUUUGUACCUAUGCAACUCAUUUAGCAAUGUAAUAUAAAUUUUUAGUCCUUAAACAUUAUUAUUACAAACUACUUAGGAUGACAAAGAAAUGCAGGUUAAUAUAGUUAGUCACCUAUAUUAUCAAACUUGUAGUCAUAAUAAGUAUAUUUUCAAGGUCAAACAGAGAUAUCUUUUAUAGAGACAAGUGGUCUUAAAACACUUCAAAGACCUACAGAAUAUGGCACUUAAAAUGUUUUGAUAACAUAAGGCUUUUCAUGACAAUGAGACACAUCUGCUCCUGGAAGCACCGAUUUAUUUCAAAAAAGGAUAAUGGGCAUCAAAGAACCUCCAUAUGGAGUUUGCUUUCAUUUGUAGCAAUGUUAGUCAAUGGGCAAAGAAAUUGCCCUUGCCUCAACUGCUGACAGAAUGCUGUCCAAACUGGACAAUCAGAACACAAAAGAAGACAACUGCCAAAUUUCACCAAGACAAGGUAGGGCAGUCAUUCAAAAUUCUGCUUUACAAAAAAAUCUGUCAGAUAUUUUAGGCCCAUGGGCUGAAGAUGGAUGUUCCAGUGUUACAGAGGAACCUUGGGUGAUUGUCUAGGCAUCCUGCUAUUUCUAUCAUUUCUAUAGUUUUGGAAGUUGUUUGGUCUGUACCCCCUGUUUACUCAGGUAAUAUAUUCUUCUCUGGGCUCUGAUGGGGUUGAAGAUGAAACAGUUAUAGUUAAAGUUUUCUUUGUUACCAAAUUCAGAAAAGAAACUUACAAAAGAGAUGUAAAAUGUAUAAGGUUGAGAGACAUAAAAGUUUAAGUUGUUUAUCUAAGAAAAUGUUUUAAGUUCUAAAAAAAUAUUUUUAGACUGAUAAUACAAGCUGUGAUAAAAAUGGUUUAGGUAUAAAACUUUGGACUCACUAAGAUAGGAUAGUACUUUCUCCAAAUUUGCCAAGUACAUAUGGGAUUGGACAUUGUAAAUGUAAAUCUUACUUGAAAAUUGUUCUUAUUGUAUAUAGUUUUACUUCAUUAAAGUUAAAACCUUCCCUUUUUAUUUAGACAAUACCUGAUAAUUGUUCUUAUUGUAUAUACUUUUACUGUGUUAGAGUUAAAAGCUUUCCUUUUUAUUUAGACAAAGAGGGGGAAAUGUUGCAGAAUAUUCCUUUACACUGUGAAAUAUGUCACUGUGAUCAGUUUAAUAAAGAGCUAAAUGGCCAAUAGCUAGGCAGGAAGAGAUUAGGUGGCACUUCUGGGGACAGAGAAGACUUAGAGAGAAAGAAAGGUGGGGUCACCAGCUGUUGGGAGCCAUGCAGCCUAGUCUCAGAUCAGCAUAUGACUACCUAUCCAAUGGAUUUCCUUAGGGCAAGGCACCUGUGGAAAGAGACUCUCACUUGGCAAGGACCAGUAGUCCACAAGACAGCACAGAAAUUUGCAAAAUUUGUGCAGCUUGCAGGUUCUUAUCUCUCUCAUUAUAUUGGUGAUUCUUUGGGUGUUUUUUUAGUUUUAUUCUGUCAGUCACACAUGCAAUAGCUGCAAUUUUCCCUGGAUAUUCUGCUCUUCCUCAAAUAUUUUCCUCUAAGAUUCAACAGGGGGCUAAUGCUUCUCAAAUCUCUUACCUGGAAUCAGUAACUACAACUUCUAAUCCUGGGAACUUUUCUGACUCAAUAGAGAUAGUUAGGUACAUAUUAGAAAACAACACUUGGAACAUUAACCAUAUCUCACAGUUCUGGAAAGGAGAAUAAGGCAUGCAUACACAGAAUAGGGAAAAAGCCUCAGGAAUACACAUAUAGUGCCAACAGUUGAGAGUAAGUUCCCUGGACACCAAGCAUAGAAUCAUUGGUAGGAUCUGGUAUGCUCCAAGAGGAAAAAAUACAAUGCAAAAUGUGGGAUGGAUAGAUCCAUCUUUAUCAUCCAUAGAAGCUUAUAUUGGUAGAAGUAUGAUAUAUAUAGUGAGAUGGGAAAAGAGUGCUUUAUCAAGGUCUGCCUUUUACAGAGAGAUUGAGACAUGGGACCCUUUUAUAGGAAAAGGAACUGUAUAAAAAUAUAUCUCACAGACAUGAAAGGACUGUCUUGGUUUGAAUAUUGUCGUCCUUAAAACACUGUUCCCAUGUCUAUUACUUUUUUAACUUUGUAGCCACAGUAGCUGCCAGCUGACAUAAGUGCUGAGAGAGCAGGAUGUUUCUGGCUUGAUACUUAGUUAAGUCUGAAAAAUGCUGAACUCUGUGUCUAGGAUAAGGUUAUGUGGGGGGUGGGAAGGUGUAUUUGGGAAAGCAUAAAGGGGAACAAUGGGGAUUUUCAUAAUGAUCAUGAUGUAUUCCUUAAAUUAUGAUGUAUUUCUUAAAGUAAAAAAUAGAAGCCAAUAAUAAAGCUGUUCAUAUAACCCUGGUUAAAAAAAAAACUCUGUUUAAGUAUAAAUAAAGAGAGCCUGAGCUAUUGGGGGCCACUUGGGUAAAACCCACUUGGUGGUCAGAGGUUUUCUUGCACUGAUACCCCUUCCCUGCCUCAGGACCUGAACCUGAGCCGAGGCUGGACCCCAGCAACCAGGCAGACACAGAGGGAGCAAGACAUGCAGUAGGGAGGUAAAAGCCAUGAGUCAGUGGCAACACAUAGAUGAAUAGAAAUGGGUUUAUUUAAAUGAUAAGAACUAGUGGAAUACGCCUAAGCUAUAGGCCAAGCUUUUAUAAUUAACAAUAAGUCUCUGUGUCAUUUUUUUGUGAGCUGGUGGCCCAAAGAAAAAUCCAUCUACAGAUUACCCUUCUGAAGAGCAAAGUGUGUAUACAUAUUAGGUCCCGUGUCUUGUGGUGAUGGAAUGUCCCCUGACAGGUAGCUCUCUGUAGCUGCCUGGCAUCUCUGGUAUCAUGCCACCUCUGUCCCUCACAGUCCCUCUUACACCAUGCAGGCUACAGAGGGAUUGAGAUCUGUAGCUGCUCUACUUGUGGUUUCUGAUUUUACUGAAAUUGUUGGAGUGUUUGAUAUUAAUGAUAGUUUAGAAUAACAGAGAAGAAUUUACAAGCUCUUGAAAUACUGCCAAGAACCAGGCACGUAAGUCUUAGGCAGAAAAAGACUUGCUUUUUCUUCUUUCCAAUGUUCCAGACACCUUUGCUAUGUUUAGGUGAGGGACCAUAGACAGACUGGGCAGCUGAAUAAAACCUGAGUAAGGGAAGCACAGUCUGCCAUAAGCAUGCAAAGUCUAGCUGGAAGAGAAGGAGAACUAACAGCCCAUACCCUGCCGUCAUGACCUCUCUAAAAGCAAACCUCAGAGUUUCCUCCCAUUGUGGUGAACAGGUCACUAAAGACUAGCAAUCCCUGAUGGCACUGUGCCUACAAACUGAAUGGCAGCCUUUGAUCAUUGAAGCUUUAUAUAGAAACUCCAACGCUGAAAGAAAUAUAAAGAGCCUGUGGACCGAGGAGCCACUCUGGAUAGCUCUAAACGCUGAAGGAGAUCAUGAGACCAUGAGGAGGGUGCUCAGUUAUAGGACACUGCUUGGUUUGUUUCCAAAUGCUCCAGCUCGGAAACCACUCCUGAUGGUGCUCUCUAUCUUUGUUUUCUGGGUCAUCUUCAUGACUUCAAAAGACCACACAAAGUUUUUGUUUCGCUUUAACAACCCCAUCACUCUGAGACAAUGGCACAUCUUCAAGGAGUUUUUGCACUCCGAAGGGCUUCCGAACACAUCAGCCCCAACAGCAGAGGUGGAGCUGAUGGUCAUGGACAUCCUGGAGAAGCUAAACCAGCAGAUCCCACCCAGACCCUUUGCCAACCUCAGCACCACCACCAGCGCCAAAGAGAGCACGGCCACCAUCCUCAACCCUCGUGGCAAAUACUGCAUAGGUGACCAGCUGGAUGUCCUGCUGGUAGCCAAGGACCACUUUGGUCACAGGAAGGAGUAUGGUGGGGACUUCCUGAGAACCAGGAUAUUCUCCCCAGGCCUGAAAGCAGGUGCUUCUGGAAAGGUGACAGACUUCAACAAUGGCACCUACCUUGUCAGCUUCACUCUGUUCUGGGAGGGCCCGGUCUCCCUGUCUAUUCUUCUAAUGCAUUCCAGUGAAGGGGUGUCAGCUCUCUGGAGAGCAAGGAACCAAGGCUAUGAUAGAAUAAUCUUUACUGGCCAGUUUCUUAAUGGCACCUCCCCUGUUUUCACUAAAUGUGGCCUGACCUUAAACACAGAUGCCGAGCAGUGUCAAUAUCUGGAUGCUCGGGAUAACGAAGCCUUCUAUUGCUUGAAGCCUCCAAAUGUUCCCUGCGAGGCUCUGACCCACAUGAAAACCAAGAAUAGUAAUGUCUCCUACCUCAGCACUAAGGAACACCUACUUUUCCAGAGGUUCAACAUGGCAGUUGAAGUGAUAAAGAAUUUGGCCAUCAAAGUCUCGCCAUGUAACAGGAAUGAAAUCAAGAAAAAGAAAUGUCAAAUUGGAAUGAAGACUCCUUUCCCUAGUGGCUAUAUUUUCAAAGGAAGAUGGAUUUCAACAUUUUGCAAACAGAAUGAGUUCAGUGAGAUGCAAGACAUAAAUAACUGCUUGACAAGAAAACUGAUUUACCUCAUGGGUGAUUCCACACUGCGUCAAUGGGUGUACUACUUACAAAAAGCUGCAAAAACCCUGACAUUUUUUGACCUGCAUGGAGCUGGGUUAUUUCAAACUCAUGUUCUUCUGGAUAUUAAACAACAUAUUUUGAUACAGUGGAAAAAACACAGCCAUCCCUUUGUUACUCAAACGUUGUACUCUUUGAAAGAUGACAACUAUAUCCCUCGGGAAAUUGACCAGGUGGCAGGAGACAGUCGCACAGCAAUUGUUGUUAGUUUGGGCCAACACUUCAGACCCUUUCCCAUCAACAUUUUCAUCCGUAGGGUCAUCAAUGUCAGAAAGGCCAUAGAGAGACUGUUCUUACGAAGCCCAGAGACCAAGGUGAUAAUUAAGACCGAAAAUAUCAGAGAAGUAAGUGAAAAUGCAGAGAUAUUCAGUGACUUCCAUGGAAACAUUCAGAAUCUUAUUUUAAGGGACAUUUUCAGGGACCUUAACGUGGGUAUUAUUGAUGCUUGGGACAUGACCAUUGCAUAUUGCAGUGAGAACACCCAUCCACCUGACAACGUGGUUGCAGGUCAAGUCGCUAUGUUCUUAACCUACAUUUGCUAGAGGAUCUUAAGGUGCAGAAAACAUCUCUAGCCCUUCCUACCCCUGCUCUCUCCAAUCUCAUAUGUACUGCACAGACAAUGCAAUCAAAUUUAUGAAGAAAGGAAUAUUGAGAAUUAUAGUUAAGUGUACAUAACAUGAAAUUUACCAUUCAAACCAUUUUCAAUCCUAUAACUCAGUGGUGCUAAUGAAGUCCUAUGUCACACCACCAUCAUUUUAAUCCAUUUUGAACAAUUUUCUUCAUCCCAAAUAGAAAUAGCAAACCUAUUUAUUAAAUAACCACUCACCACUUCCCCGACCCACAGCCCCUGGCAUCUACAACUAUAUUUUCUUCCCCUAUGAAUUUGACUGUUUUAGACAUCUCAUAUAAAUGAAAUAAUAAAAUUCAUGUGAAUUCAUGUCUGGAUUAUUUUACUUGACACAAUGUCUUUAAGGUUCACCCAUAUCAAAUGUACGCGGAUGUCCUCCUUUUUAAAGAGUGAAUAUCAUUUCUCUCUAUGUAUGUACUGCACUUCGUUUAUCUGUUUAUUUGUUGAUGAACAUUUAGUUUGUUUUUGUCUUUUGGGCAUUGUAUAUCAUGACGCUGUGAAGAGGCAUGCACAUUGAAAGGCGUGUUUCCACUUCUAAGCUUGAUGUUUAAAUAGUAAAUCAUCAUUAUCCAUU
This is a messenger RNA of Peromyscus californicus insignis, 6834 nucleotides long. RefSeq names its product NXPE family member 2-like. NCBI's taxonomy places the organism in Eukaryota, Metazoa, Chordata, Mammalia, Rodentia, Cricetidae. The transcript is spliced from 6 exons. The record is from RefSeq and is a predicted model, not a curated record. The coding region runs from base 4354 to 6174 and encodes 606 amino acids.